Chlamydomonas reinhardtii is the source of this 4888-nucleotide messenger RNA. RefSeq lists its product as uncharacterized. Gene Ontology annotation, cellular component: mitochondrion; cytosol. Lineage: Eukaryota; Viridiplantae; Chlorophyta; Chlorophyceae; Chlamydomonadales; Chlamydomonadaceae. The record is from RefSeq and is a predicted model, not a curated record. Gene Ontology annotation, molecular function: heat shock protein binding. The transcript has 13 exons. The coding region runs from base 101 to 4651 and encodes 1516 amino acids.
CAAUAACGUGAACUAGAUAGCAUUACUCAUUUUGCCAGUCAAGCAACCAGUCCCAAAACAUUAAACGGCUUCUGUGCGAGCGCGGCCUCCAUUCCAAAGGAUGCCGCCUCGCCCUGCAACACUGCAACCUAAGGAUGAUCGUGAAAAGGAGGAAUUCGACAACAUUUCUGCGGAUUACAUUACAUCUUGCAAGGAUGUAAAGAAGCUAAUGAGGUUGGAGGCGUACAUGAGGGACCAGGGCUACGAUGCCACCGCGGACGCCGCCGCCCACCGGCUGCGGGAGCUGGGCCAGCGGGCUGCCGGCUCCGAGGCGGCGGCAAUCGACCCGGAGGCGGCGCGCCAGGCGGCCGAGGCAAAGCGGGCGGCGGCGGCGGACAUUGCGGCCUGGAGCACAGUUCAGAAGAAAACGGAGGCGGCGCUGGAGGCGGCGCGGCAGGCGGCCAGUGGACGUGAGGCGGGCGUGCCGCCUGUUCGCGCGCCGCCGGCGCCCGGCGCCGCACCCGCGCCCACGCCCUCAUCAAUGCCGGCGCCCGCAGGCGACGGCAAGAAGGCGAAGGCGGACUCGGCGGUGGGGCUACAGGUGCGCUCGGGCCGCGACUACUACGACGCCUGGGACAAGAAAGUGGAGGCCGCGCUGGCGGAGGCCGACACAGGGGGCGGGGGCGGCAGCAGCGCCGACGGCGCCGCUGGCGAGGCGGCGGCCGCCGCCAGCACGGCGGGCCUGCGCCGCAGCCCGGAGCUGACGCAGCGGCUGCUGGAGCUCAAUCGCAGCCUGAGCGCGCCGGAGCGGCUGGCGCUGAGCGGGCAGGAGAAGGCCAAGGGAAAUGAGCACUUCCGGGCCAAGGAGUACGUGGAGGCUGUGGAGCUCUACACGCUGGCGCUGGGCCUGCGCGGCGCGGCUGGCGACGCGGCGCUGUUCGCCAACCGCGCCGCCGCCUACGUCAAGCUGUCCAUGUGGGACUGCGCGGAGACGGACUGCUCCGCGGCGCUGGAGGCCGACCCCGCGUCCUACAAGUCCUACGUCCGCCGCGCCGCGGCGCGGCUGCAGCUGGGCAAGCUUAUGGAGGCCAAGGCGGACGCGGAGACGGCACUGGCGCUGCAGCCGGGUCACGUGGACGCGACGGGGCUGCGCGAGCGCAUCCUCAAGGCCCUUGAGGCCAAGGGCAUGAAGCGCAUGGUCAUCGAGGAGGCCGAGGACGAGGACGAGGAGGAGGGCGAAGAGGCGGACGAGGUGCCCGUGCCCGUGCGCAAGGCACCGGCGGCUGCGCCGGCGCCGGCGCCGGCGGCACCCGCGGCGCCGGCGGCUGCGCCCCAGUCUCCUGAGGGCGGUGCGCCGCGUCGCAAGCUGCAGGUGGUGGAGGAGUCGGACAGCGAGGAGGACGACGCGCCGCCCGGCGACCAGCGCCAGAGGGCCGCACCGCCCGCGCCCGCCGCCGCCAAGUCGCCCGUCCCCACCCCGGCCCCGGCGCCUGCGAAGGUGCCCGCUCCUGCUCCCGCGCCGGCGCCGAAGGCGGCGGCGGCGCCGCCGCCGCCUCCUGCCCCAGUCGUGGAUCUCCCUCCGCCCCCGCCGCUGCCGCCCAAGCCGGAGCCGCCGGCGCCCACGCCGGUGUCGGAGUACGAGGCGGCUGUGGCGGCUAUUAAGGAGGCGGGUAACAUGGCCUUCAAGGCGCAGCAGUACGUGCAGGCGGCGCGGCAGUACAGCGACGCGCUGGAGCUGGCGCCCGACCUGCAGCUGCUGUACAUCAACCGCUCCAUGGCCCGCCUGAACAACAAGCUGGCUCGCGAGGCGCUGGUGGACGCGUGCGUGGCGGUGGCGCUGGACCCCACCUCCUACAAGGCGCUGCACAAGCGAGCGCGCGCCAAAGUGCAGCUGCGCCUGUGGCAGUCGGCCUGCGACGACCUGCUUCAGUGCCACGACCUUAUCCCGGCCAAGGACGCGAAGGUGCGUGGUGGGAUUGUACGCGAGCUGGAGGCGGCGCAAGUGCAGCUGUCGGAGGCGGCGCGCCGGGCGCAGGAGCGCGCGGCGGCCGCCGCCGCCAGGCCGCAGCGCGUGACGCGCUACGCCCGCGCUCAGGUCACCAUCGAGGAGCACAGCGACCACGAGGACGAGGCUGGCGAUGACAAGCCGGACAUCGACCCGGAGGAGGUGGAAGCCAUGGAGGCCGACGCCCUGCGAGCCGUGCCGCAGCUGCGCGCCGCUGGCGAGGCCGCGAGGGCCGCCUGGCUGGUGCAGCGGGACUCCGCUGCUCACGCCGAGUACCAGCAGCGCCUGCUCUCCUGGCAGGCGGCCGUGGAGCGGGCCGAGGCGGCCGCGGCAGACGCGCGCGCCGCCGCGGCGGCGGCGUCAGCCGCCGCCGCGGUCGCUGCCGCGCAAGCGGCAGCGCCGGCGGCGCAGCCGGCGGCGCCGGCGGCGCCGCUGCCAGCCCGCAGCGCCGACGAGCUGAAGGAGGAGGGCAACGUGCUGCUGCGCACGCAGCAGCCGGCGGAGGCAGCGGCCAAGUACCGGGAGGCUCUGGAGCUGGACCCCACCAACGUGCCGGUGCUGUGCAACCUGCUCAUGGCGUUGAAUAUGCAGCAGCGCUGGCCGGAGACCGAGGCCGUGGCGGCGCAGCUGCUGCAGGUAGUGGAGGGCGGCGAUGCGGCGGACGUGGCGGGCUUCACCAGCAAGGCGCUGCACCGCCGCAGCCAGGCGCGCAAGUGCUUGGGGAGGCUGGAGGAGGCGGCGGCGGACCUGCGGCGAGCGCUGGACCUGAACUCGGGCGUGUCGGCCACCCGGGCCCAACUGGAGCUGGAGCUCAAGGUGGUGGAGGGCAUGCUGGAGGACAAGCGCGAGGCGGAGGCGGAUCAGGCAAAGGAGGCGAAGGCGAGGGAGGCGGAGGCAGCCAAAGCCAAGGAGGCGAAGGCGGAGGCAGAGGCGGCGAAGGCAAAGGAGGCCGAGGCAGCCAAGGCGAAGGAGGCCGAGGCAGCCAAGGCGAAGGAGGCCGAGGCAGCCAAGGCGAAGGAGGCAGAGGCAGCCAAGGCAAAGGAGGCGGCAAAGGCAAAGGAGGCAGCGAAGGCCGCCCCUGCGUCUGCACCUGUUGCGGAGGCGGAGCCUGCGCCAGCAAAGCCUGCCACAGCACCGGCCGCUGCUGCCCCCGCCGCUGCCGCUGCCGCUGCCGCCAAGCCGUCGGGGGUACGGCGGCGGAUGGUUGUGGAGGAGGAGAGCGAGAGCGAUGAGGACGAGGCGAGCUCGCCGCCCGCCACCGCGGCGGCCAAGAUUGCCACUGCCACCUCCAGCUCUAGCGCCUCCUCGGAUGCGACCUCGUCCAAGCCCGCGGCAGCCACAGCUGCGGCCGCGCCCGCCAAGCCGGCGGCGGCUGCGCCGGCGCCCACUUCCGCCCCUGCCCCCACGCCCACGGCCUCAACGUCCACCUCUGCGCCAUCUGCGCCCGCAGCAAAGCCGCCCGCGCCGGCACCCGCCUCCACCUCCACACCAGCUUCCUCCUCCUCCGCUUCUGCGGCGGCGGGCGCGGCUCAGGGCGACGCGGGCAACUCCGAAGAGGCGGCGCGGCUGCGGGAGGAGGGCAACCGGCUGUUCGGCGUGGGCAACUACGUGCGGGCCGGCGACCUGUACAGCCGGUCCAUCCGCGCCUGCGCGCAGAACCCCGCCGCCUACUGCAACCGCGCCUUCGUGCACCUGCACCUCAAGCGGCCCGCGGAUGCGCUGCUGGACGCGGAGGCGGCGCUGGAGCAGUCGGGCGGGCGCUACCCCAAGGCGCAGCUGCGGCGGGCACUGGCGCUGCGCGACCUAGGUCGAUACGCCGAGGCCGCUGAGACGCUGGCGCCGCUGCUGGAGGCGCAGCCAGGCGACGCCGCCCUGCAGGAGGAGAUGGCCCGCGUGCAGCAGCUGAUGGCCAAGGCCGCGGCGGCGGCGGCGGGCGGCGCCGCGCCAGCGGCGCCGCCGCCGGCCCAGGCGGCGCCGGUGCGGCACAAGAUUCUGGUGGAGGAGGUGUCUGACGACGAGGAGGGGGGAACCCAGCCGGCGGCGGCUCCGCCGCCGCGGCCGGAGCCCGCCGCGAAGGCGGCUUCAAAGCCUGCGGCCGCAGCGGCGGCAGCCCCCGCCGCCGCUGCCGCGGCGACCAGCGGGACCGCGAGCAGCAGCGGCGACGCGUCGCCCACGGCCGCGGCGGCCCGUGGCGGGAGCAAUGGCGGCGCCGGCGGCUUGUACGAGGCGGCCACAGCCAAGGCGGCGGCGGCGCUAGCGAUGGCGGCGUCCAAGACGCCUAAGAAGCCCAAGGCGCCUAAGAACGCCCAUGAGUUUGAGCAAGCGCUCAAGUCGCUGUCCAGCCACCCGGCUGUGCUUGAAUCCUACAUUCGCUCCAUUGACCCGGCGACCUAUGCGGAGGUGAUCAAGGCUAACCUGUCCACGCGCAUGGUUCAGGCAUUGGUGGAUGCGGCGAAGGGUGCGGUAGGCGCGGCGGAGGGCAGCAGCGAGGCGCUGGAUGUGGACUAUGCGGCGCGGUCGCUAGAGGCGCUGACGUUGGUGCAGCGGUUUGAGAUGAACUAUGGGCUGGUGGCGAAGGCGGUGAAGGAGGACGUGCGGGCGGUGGUGAACGCGCUCGCGGCGGCGGGCCGCGAUGUGGCGCUGCUGCGGAAGAGCUACAAGCUUUGAGGCGUUGGGGAGUAGGGGAGGAGGUGAACCAUGUAGAAGUGUUGUUCUUGCGGAGCGAGUGUGAGAGGUUGGGUGAGAGGAGAAUGGACAUGCCCAUCGGCUGUGCUGCUUUGGCGGGCCUCCGAACCUGACGCCCCUGAGUGUGGUGGAAAGCUCACCGUGGUGCGGAGCCCGUGUGCGGAGCCCUUGCAGGUCGGCAAGCUUCGGCACAGCACACCUGUGUAACUGGAAAAGCUU